Molecule: messenger RNA, 794 nt
Organism: Phytophthora nicotianae INRA-310
Lineage: Eukaryota; Oomycota; Peronosporomycetes; Peronosporales; Peronosporaceae
Exons: 1
Coding region: 1-708 (235 amino acids)
Source: RefSeq, a predicted model, not a curated record
AUGAAGACUCAAGUUAUCAUCGCUACCGCUGCUUUGACUAUCGCUGCAACGAUGGACUCGGUGUCUGGCCUCGCCAAGUAUCUCAACGAAAUUCCGAACGGCAGUCUCUUCCAGCAGUCUCUCGGUCACAUUGGUGGCGACAGUUCCAAGACGACGCCGUUUGCCGAAGCGUUUGCUGCUGCCGAUCACACGUGGUCCAGCAGUCUGUGUGAAGCUAAAUUUCCUGGCUCGAGCAUGACCAACGGGGCCGCUUUCGGUGACCCGUGCUGCACGUGGAAGAAGGGCGGAAAACCGGACUUCACGGUGACGGCUUUCACGACUACACCCGGCAAGGCCACGACUUGCGCAUCGAAGGGUGGGUCGAGCGGAACUUCCUCGGGGGCUGGUGCAUCUGGAGCCGCUGAUGCUACAAAGGGGGGCAGCUCGGGUACUACCGAGAGCUCUGGCGAUGGGGCUGCUAAUGCCACCAAGGGUGGAACUACCGACACUACCGAGAGCUCUGGCGAUGGAGCUGCCGAUGCCACCAAGGGUGGAACUACCGACACUACCGAGAGCUCUGACACGGGAGCUAGCGAUGCUUCAACAGGAACUACCACUGGUGGCUCGCCAAGUGGAGCUGGUGAUGCCACCAAGGGUUCUCCUUGGGGCUCAAGCACCACCCCAACUUCCGGUGGUGGUUGCGCUGCCAAGAGAACUCUGCGUCGUUAGACGUACGAGUAUUCGCUAUGUGUCCACUGGUAGCUGUCUUAGUCGUGUUCGCAUCGCCUUAAAGAAGUAGCGAGAGAAGCUGCCUA